AUGGCCACCAACUUCUGGUCCAGCUCCCACUACAAACGAUGGAUCGUCGACAGGGCCACCCUCCACCAGGCCCGCUACUACGACCUCCAGUAUGCAGACAGCCCGGAGCAUCUCGGCUUCCUCAACAUAUUCUUCGCCAACCUCAUAUCCAAGCUCGGCAAGAAGCUGCAACUCAGACAGAGGGUUAUCGCCACUGCGACCGUCUUCUUCCGUCGAUUCUACGUGAAGAACUCCUACUGUGAGACCGACCCCUUCAUUGUCAUCGCCGCCUGCUGCUAUGUUGCUGCCAAGGCAGAAGAGGCUCCCGUGGCCAUCAGGAGUGUCGUCACUGAGGCUCGCACACUCUUCGGAGACGAAUACGGCAUAAAGACUUUCCCCUCGGAUAACUCCAAGUUGGCCGAAAUGGAGUUCUACCUCGUCGACGAACUCGAGUGUGAUCUCACCGUCUUCCAUCCCUACCGCACGCUCGUGACGCUAUGCGGAAAGGAGGGAGGUGUCUCCCUCCCUCAAGCAGAGGCAGGUGAAGCCGACGCGGAUGAUUCCGACGGCCCUCGAUACUGGGGGACGGGAGAAGGCAAAUUAGAACUACAGGAAGGUGCGCUGCAAAUGGCAUGGUAUGGUCUUCCCUACUGUCCUUCCCCGCAGGCGCAAGAUGCUCAGGCUCCUGUCAGGUUCAUCAUCAACGAUACAUACCGCUCUGAACUCUGCCUCCUGUAUCCUCCGCAUCUCAUCGCUAUCGCCGCUAUCUAUUUGACCCUCGUCUUCCAUGCGCCGACUCGCGCCUCUAUCCAGCAACCCGCUUCAUCAGCCCCUUCACACUCUGGCUCAUCCCACCAUAGUCAUUCUGGUUCUCCCACACGUCGCUCUUCUCGCUCUACGACCCACAGCCAGAAGAAACAACAGCAGCCACAAGACGUCAUAGGUUUCAUGGCUGGACUCAACGUCAGCAUGACUCUUGUCGCCACCAUCGCGCAGGAGAUCAUCUCGUUGUAUGCGCUCUGGGAUCGGUACAGCGAAGAUGUCCAUGCGGAUUCGGCAAGGUCGUCGUUCCUGCACAAGUCGGGCAGCGCCAGUGGCGGAACGCGAAGGGGCGGGGUCAAGGCUGGGAGAAGUGCUAGCGUUGUCAGCAGCGGGACAAUCACUAGUGGGAAUACCCCGUCUACACAGGACGACAGCGCGCAGAACGAGAUCGUCACUCCGAUGUCAUUAGUACAGCUCCUUCUGCGAAUGAGGGAGCAGCGUAUGACAGACUUGGCACAUCCACCCAGUGGUAGACCAGUUGCGGUGAAUAAGAUGCUAGAACGGACACAGGCAGCCGGUUGA
Molecule: messenger RNA, 1323 nt
Organism: Dichomitus squalens LYAD-421 SS1
Lineage: Eukaryota; Fungi; Basidiomycota; Agaricomycetes; Polyporales; Polyporaceae
Product: cyclin-like protein
Exons: 4
Coding region: 1-1323 (440 amino acids)
Biological process (GO): positive regulation of transcription by RNA polymerase II
Cellular component (GO): mediator complex; nucleus
Molecular function (GO): cyclin-dependent protein serine/threonine kinase regulator activity
Source: RefSeq, a predicted model, not a curated record